CGAUAUUUUUGAGCCACGGGGCCACCGUACGUGUGUGAGUGGUGGCUGGUGAUGCAUGAGCACUGAACGAGCAGAAAGACUUUACUGUCAAGAUGGCGACAUCCGAGCCGAAACCAGCUGAUAUUGAAGAGCCCCAACCUGAGAUUCCAGUGCUGCCGAGUUCUGAUGAGUAUAUCAAGCAUCCUUUGCAAAACAAAUGGGCACUAUGGUACUUCAAAAAUGACAAGAGCAAAAGCUGGACGGAGAACUUGCGUCUCAUCUCCAAGUUUGACACCGUAGAAGACUUCUGGGCAUUAUACAAUCACAUACAGCAACCGAGCAAACUGGGCUUUGGCUGUGAUUACUGCUUAUUUAAGGAUGGCAUCAAGCCAAUGUGGGAGGACGACCGGAACAAGCUGGGCGGCAGGUGGCUCAUGACCCUCAACAAACAGCAGAGACACAACGACCUGGACCGCUACUGGAUGGAGACGCUUUUGUGUUUGGUGGGCGAGUCAUUCGACGAGUCCAGUGAAGACGUGUGUGGAGCUGUGGUCAAUGUCAGACCCAAGGGGGAUAAAAUAGCAAUUUGGACCAGCAACUGCCAAAACAGGGAUGCCAUCGUAACGAUAGGGUCAGGGUACAAGGAGCGUCUGAGCCUUCCCAGCAAGCCCCUGAUCAGCUACCAGUCACACGACGACACAUCCAGCAAGAGUGGAUCCACCACCAAGAAUAUGUAUUCUGUUUGAAGAAAUCCCCACUUCUCAACUCGCAGUAGAAUUAAUCAAAGAAUUACGACCCACAUCACCAAGUUUAUCAUACGGUCUGCUGUAAUGUCCUUUUUUUUAUUAUUAAACAAGACUUAUUGGUCAUAAUGGAUCGCAGCAUAAAGGAGCUUCCCCAGACCCAUGGCUAUUGUUUUUCUGGCCACAUUUUCACUACAAAUGGCGAGAAGGGAAUAAAAGAUCACUUUAUUUAGUGGAAGCUGUGAUGUGAGAUAAAGAGAAUGUUUGGCAAUGGAAGACUUUCUUGAUAACCCCUCCCUACCCCUUUACUUAUGGAUUGAAGAAAAAAAUAUAUCAAUUUAUUUUUAAACCUUUUUGUGUUGCGCUUUGACGUUUUUUUUUUUUCUUUUCAAUUUUCAUGAGUCUUACAUCAUUAACUGAAAAUUUUAAGCGUAAUUUUAACUGAAUUAAUCUGGAGAUGAUAAUGCAUGCUAUGCAACCCAGUCUCACGGAAAUACGUGACACUGUCAACUUGUCAAGUCAUUUAAUCUAUACAUUUAAUUAUUAAGGAUUUAUAAUAAAAUACUGUCACGUAUUUCUGUGAGACUGGGUUGUGCUAAUGGGCUUGCAAGCAGCUGCUGGCCUCAGGUCUUGGAGGCUUGUGAGGUCGCAGCGGUGGUCACUGAAUUCUGAUGUUUUGAAAUAAAAAAUAAAAUAAAAGCCCAAUUGAUGUUUCAGCCAUGCUGGACUUGUAGAAUAUGACAUGUAGUACUAUCCUGAUGUUUUGUUUUUUCGCCUCCAAUUUCCCUUUACAUUUAUUUAUAAUGUAUGCUUUGCAGUUGAAAUACUUAAAUCUUAGUUUGAAAUACACAUAAAACAUUUUUUCAUAUACAUUUUGUUUUGUUAUCAGGAUAACAUUGUGGACUCCCACUCCUAGAUCUUUUUUUUAAUUUAAUUUUAGUGUGUCAUACAGUUAAGAGGCCUGGACAGAAUGAGGUGUGCUUCUCACUGUUUCUUCCUAACAAAACUGUAGAUAUGUCACACUACUCUGGAUUGAUUGCGAUGGAGAGAUGAUAUUCAUUGUGAAACGAUUGCUCAUAAUGUAUCUUUAUUAUCUGUAAUUCCAGGUUGUAUAUUACCUUCUUUCAAGUAAAGUGCUUUGCAUUAAAAAAACGCGUCUCUUAUUUC
Messenger RNA from Gadus chalcogrammus (walleye pollock), 1889 nucleotides. RefSeq names its product eukaryotic translation initiation factor 4E family member 1c (gene eif4e1c). The record is from RefSeq and is a predicted model, not a curated record. Lineage: Eukaryota; Metazoa; Chordata; Actinopteri; Gadiformes; Gadidae. Gene Ontology annotation, biological process: translational initiation. Bases 93 to 725 code for a protein of 210 amino acids. Gene Ontology annotation, molecular function: translation initiation factor activity; RNA 7-methylguanosine cap binding. Gene Ontology annotation, cellular component: cytoplasm; eukaryotic translation initiation factor 4F complex. The transcript is spliced from 7 exons.